This is a messenger RNA of Chrysochloris asiatica (Cape golden mole), 243 nucleotides long. RefSeq names its product adipogenin (gene ADIG). The record is from RefSeq and is a predicted model, not a curated record. Gene Ontology annotation, cellular component: nucleus; lipid droplet; cytoplasm. Lineage: Eukaryota; Metazoa; Chordata; Mammalia; Afrosoricida; Chrysochloridae. Bases 1 to 243 code for a protein of 80 amino acids. The transcript is spliced from 2 exons. Gene Ontology annotation, biological process: brown fat cell differentiation; white fat cell differentiation.
AUGAAGUACCCUCUGGUGCCGCUGGUGAAUGAUCUCACAUUUUCUUUCCUGGUGUUCUGGCUCUGUCUGCCUGUGGGCUUGCUGCUAUUGUUCAUCGUCUGGUUAUGCUUCUUGCUUAGCCAAGAUUCAGAAGAAAAUGACUCCAGUUUAUGCUUCGAUUGGGAGCCAUGGAGCAAAGGGCCAGCUGAGUUUAGCUGGGAGGGGACACUCUAUAGCCGAGAAGAGGAGAGGUCCCUCUGGUGA